GUGUACUGGGUGAGCUUUGUGUGGUGCAGUUUGUAGCUCUUGUAUUGGUAUCGACAGCGUGGAUCGAGGUGUUUUUUGAGAGUUGUGUGUGGUAUGAUCAAGCAUGAUCUCCUCAAAGUCUCUGUCAGAACAAUUGGCUGAGAUCACCAAUCCAGUGCCAACCAUCCAUGACCCAGAGGAUGACAUUUAUGAAGAGACAAGGGCGCAGGUGCUGGACCGCGACGCCGAGCUACCGGCCGACGAAGAGGUGGUGCCGUCCCGGCUGCGGCAGCGCGCGGCCGCCCUCCUGCCCGACACCGACCCGCGCUAUGCUGGCCGCACUGUCUCCCGGAGAAGCCUGCUGUCUGCCAGCGACGGUGAGGACUCGGCGGCCGGCUCCAGCGACGGCGGCGGCGACAGUGACGCGCCCGGCGACGAGGAGGACAAUGACGACGAGGACAACGAGGAUGAGGACCAGCUGGAGGCGUUCAAAGCCAGGCUAAACGGUGCCGGCACGGACACCGGCGGGCUAAGCCCGGACGACGCGGUGGAGACAGACUCCGAGGAGGCGGCCGAGAGCCAGCCGGGCCCGGCGUCCGAGGGCGGCACGGACGAGGAGGCCGGCUCGGAGGACGAGGAGGCCGGAUCAGAGGGCGAGGACGCCGCCGGGAGCUCGGCGUCGGAGGAUGAGGAUGACGCCGGUGGCGCCACGCGCGACGAAGAUGAGGAGGAGGACGGAGUGAACCUGACCGGAGACUCGGCCGGCAGCGACAGCCGGAAGGGAAGCGCCGUCAGGGCCCAGCUGGGCAUCUGGGACCAGCUGCUGGAGUGCCGCAUCAAGCUGCAGCCGUGCGUGCAGCUGUGCAACCAGCUGCCGGCGCCAGCUGACUGGCAGCCGUUCUGGGCGGCUGCCGACGAGGCGACGGUGGCCAAGCUGUCGGAGACCGCUGCAGCCGCCGGCAGACUGCUGCGACACCUCGUGCAGCUGCAGGAGCUCCUGCUGGUGCAGUACCCGGAGACGCGGCGGCUGGCGUCCGACCCUGUCGGACGCGUCAGCGACGCGGCUGGCGACUCGGCCUCGGAGGGCGAGCCGGCGCCGCGGCUGGCGCUGUACCGGCCGUACCGGGACGAGACGAUCCAGCGCUGGAACGACAAGACCCGGCUGACGGCCGGCCGCGCUGCCGCCAAGUCGUUCGCAGCCUUCGAGCAGUCGACGUUGAAACAGAUCGAGCAGAUCCUGUCGGACCGGGAGCGGCUGCUGCGCCGCACGCGGCUGCGGCGGACCGAGGGCGCGACGCUGGGCCGGCCCCCACCGCCGCCUCAGGAGGCGUCGACCGCUGCGGACGGUAAGCGUGACUACGACGACGAGGUCUUCGACGACAACGACUUCUACCACCAGCUGCUGCGCGAGCUCAUUGAGAGGAAGACUGUGGACGUCAGCGACCCGCUGGCACUCGGCCGACAGUGGAUCCAGAUCCAGAAGCUGCGCUCCAAAAUCAAGAAGCGCGUGGACACGCGGGCGAGCAAGGGCCGCAAGGUGCGCUACGAGGUGUACCCGAAGCUGGUCAACUUCCUGGCGUCGCAGCGCGCCGGCUCCAUGUCGGCCGCGGCGCGCGACGAGCUCUUCAGCUCCCUGUUUGGCAGCCGGUGUCGGCCCGAGGCGAACGGGCGGACCGCCGCCGCCCCCAGCCUGAACGGC
Molecule: messenger RNA, 1678 nt
Organism: Pollicipes pollicipes
Lineage: Eukaryota; Metazoa; Arthropoda; Thecostraca; Pollicipedomorpha; Pollicipedidae
Gene: Aatf
Product: Apoptosis antagonizing transcription factor
Exons: 10
Biological process (GO): regulation of transcription by RNA polymerase II
Cellular component (GO): nucleolus; nucleus
Source: RefSeq, a predicted model, not a curated record